AUUUAUCUCCAAAGUUUAUAUAUAUAAACUCUAUGCAUUGUGGUGUUGUUUCUUCAUCAUCAUAAUCACACAUAUAUAUAUAUUUUGAGUAUUGUUGAGUGAGACUGAGAGAAAAUAACAAAAGUAGUAAGUAAUGCCUCUACCACUGCUUUCACUGAACCACGUCUCUUUUGUAUGUAGGAGUCUGCAAGAGUCUGUCAAAUUCUAUGAGAAUGUCCUCGGAUUUGUGCUCAUUAAGAGGCCAUCUUCUUUCAAAUUUCAAGGGGCUUGGUUAUUCAAUUAUGGCAUUGGCAUUCACCUACUAGAAACUGAGUCAGAUAAAGUUCCAGUGAAAAGAGGAGAAAUCAACACGAAAGAAAAUCAUAUUUCAUUUCAAUGCUCAGACAUGAAACUUAUAAUGAAGAACCUUGAUGAAAUGAAUAUUGAGUAUAAAACAGCAGUUGUGGAGGAUGGUGGAAUUAAGGUUGAUCAAUUGUUCUUUCAUGAUCCAGAUGGAUAUAUGAUUGAAAUGUGCAAUUGCCAAAAUCUCCCUGUGCUUCCUAUUUCCACUUGCCCUCUAAAGCAGCCAACUAAUCAAGCACCAGUACCCUUUUAUGGAGAAGGAAAGAACUGCCAUGCAGAAGAAGCUUUGCUGAUGAUGGAGAUUUUAGUGAUAGAUUUGUUAAGGAUUUCAAUAUGAGGAUUGUUGUAACGUCCUUAAUCAUUCAUUUUUCUCUAAAGAGAUAGAGUAUAGUGCAAAGAAAGUCUAAUAAAGUCAAUGUUUUAUGUCUAUGUCUUAUUACAACAAUAAGAGAAAUACAAUAUGGAAAUUAGUUUAUCAAA
Molecule: messenger RNA, 822 nt
Organism: Medicago truncatula (barrel medic)
Lineage: Eukaryota; Viridiplantae; Streptophyta; Magnoliopsida; Fabales; Fabaceae
Product: metallothiol transferase FosB
Exons: 3
Coding region: 134-679 (181 amino acids)
Source: RefSeq, a predicted model, not a curated record